Sporisorium graminicola is the source of this 1170-nucleotide messenger RNA. RefSeq lists its product as uncharacterized. The transcript has a single exon. NCBI's taxonomy places the organism in Eukaryota, Fungi, Basidiomycota, Ustilaginomycetes, Ustilaginales, Ustilaginaceae. Bases 1 to 1170 code for a protein of 389 amino acids. Gene Ontology annotation, molecular function: oxidoreductase activity; iron ion binding. The record is from RefSeq and is a predicted model, not a curated record. Gene Ontology annotation, biological process: lipid biosynthetic process.
AUGGAUCUCGUCCUCGAAAUUGCAGACACGUACGCGCUCGACAAGGUCUGGGCUGCCGCUUGGCCCGCCUUGCCACGCUCGAUCGCCAAAGACCCCUCAGCAUUGGCUUCGCUAGCUUCCGCAUCUUCGGCGUCCAACUUUUCCUCGCUUCUCGGUCUCUCGUCGGACGCAGCGACGUGGGCUGCUUCCGCUAGCACGUCGAUGUUCUCCCCCUCGAACUGGUUCGCCAACACUGUGCUCAAGAACGCCGUCUCGUCCUCGUUGAGCGGUAACAGCGUCGACUGGUCCGCACUCCAGCACGUCUCGGCGCUACCCAGGGAGAACAUUGUCCGCCAGACGGUCUCGCUGUCCGUGCUCACCUACCUGGGCAUUCUCAUGCUCUACUUUUCCUUUGCCGGUCUCUCGUACAAGUACAUCUUCAACAAGGAGAUGGAGAAGCACCCACGAUUCCUCAAGAACCAGGUACGCCUCGAGAUCGAGUGCUCCAUGAACGCCUUCCUCCCGCUGGUCGCCAUGACGGUUCCCUGGUUCGUGCUCGAGGUGCGCGGACAUAGCAAGCUGUACGGCAACAUCGCGGAACACGGCUUGGCGUAUGCGGUGCUCUCCGUGCCGCUCUUCCUGGUGUUUACCGACUUCCUCAUCUACUGGGUGCACCGAAUCGAACACCACCCGAGGCUGUACAAGCACGUGCACAAGCCGCACCACAAGUGGCUCGUCCCCACGCCGUUUGCCAGCCACGCGUUCCACCCGGUCGACGGUUACGUCCAGUCGCUGCCCUACCACAUCUUCCCGUUCGUCUUCCCGCUGCACCGCGUGCUGUCGAUCUGCCUGUUUGUGUUUGUCAACCUGUGGUCGAUCCUGAUCCACGAUUCGGAUAUGAUCUGCAACUCGCCGUUGGAGAAGAUCAUCAACGGGCCAUCGCAUCACACGCUGCACCAUUUGUUCUUUACGUGCAACUAUGGGCAGUACUUUACGGUUUGCGAUCGCAUGGGCGGGUCGUACCGUGCGCCGAGGGUGGAGGACGACCCGAUGCUGGCGGUGAACGCGGCGGAGGAGAAAAAGGCGCGUGCCGAAAAGCAGAAGGUGGUCGAGGAGGCGUCGGACCAGUCGGAUGCGUCGAGCGGUGAUGAGGGCGUGGUGAUUAGGAAGGAAUCGCGAAAGAACAAGUAG